Messenger RNA from Suillus fuscotomentosus, 990 nucleotides. RefSeq lists its product as uncharacterized. Lineage: Eukaryota; Fungi; Basidiomycota; Agaricomycetes; Boletales; Suillaceae. The coding region runs from base 1 to 990 and encodes 329 amino acids. The transcript has 11 exons. The record is from RefSeq and is a predicted model, not a curated record.
AUGUCAAUGUUGAACAUAUUCAACAGUACUGGUGUGACUGCACAACUCGUUUGGACAGUGGGCCAAACUGGCACAUCUAAUGGAGGACUUCGAUUUGGGAGUGGGACAGCCUAUGUUGACGAGCAGAUUAUUUCUCUACAUCUCAAUGUCAACAUUCUUCCUUUUACCGAUGAGUUACUACUAGCUAUUGUUUAUGACAUCUGUUCCAGUCCAGAACCAUGGUUCGAACCGGACUUUUGGUCCGGUUCUCCGCAGUUCGGUCCAUGGUUCUCACACCAGCCAGAACCGGACCGGAAAACGGUUCUCGGUUCUAGGUCUGCCCAAAUGGUCCCGUUCUGGUUUGGCCUUGCUGAACCAUUCCGAACUGUUAUCAACUUCAACUGCGACUUUGACUUCAACUGCGACUUUGACUUUGACUGCGACAACUUCAGUCUCCACAUCAAACUGUUGUCUUCAGGAUUUGCAUUAUUGGUUAACCAGGCUACCUUUAGCCUUUUUAAAGGUGACACUGCAAUCAGCCAGUUCUUCACAUUCAAUGCUCUCUUCGCCAUGAAUGAUUCUCCAUGGUUCACCUCUCGUGCCAACCUAACUCCCAGUACCCUCUUACUUCCUUUGGCACCCUCUCGCUACCUUUGGAGCCCUCUCACCAUCAAGUUCGGCGCCCUCUCGCUACCUUCAGCAUCCUCCCGCUACCUCUUUGACUCAGGGACUGGUGCUCAAUCUCACGCCAUCGCGCACAACCCAUCACACGCCACGCCACCUGCACCUAUGUGUUCACAUUCCCCACUAACAUCGACGAUUGAAUCAGUUAGCUCUUGGAUCAGCAGCUACAGAGGCAGAGGGGGGUUCAGUUCGAGUUCGGACCAGAAAAAAACCGAACCGGACCACAGAGAACGGUUCUCUGUGGUCCAGUUCUCGGUUCUCAUCCAGGACCCUCUGAACCGGACCGAACCAGACCACAGCAGCACUACAUUCAGCCCAUGUCAAUGA